Messenger RNA from Ostreobium quekettii, 405 nucleotides. NCBI's taxonomy places the organism in Eukaryota, Viridiplantae, Chlorophyta, Ulvophyceae, Bryopsidales, Ostreobiaceae. The record is from the annotation of a GenBank genome assembly.
AUGAUUUAUGACACUGUUCUUGGUCAAGGACCUGCAAUAGAGAAAGGACAGACAGUUGUGGUUCACUUUGACUGCCGCUACCUUGGCCUUGACGUCGUUUCCUCAAGGCUUGCCAGGACGCUGGGCGGCAACAGAGUCGUUGCUGAGCCGUUCGAGUUUGUUGCUGGGGGCACUGUUGAGGCAAGAAACGUUACUGCGGGCACUCAGGCAGGAGGCCUCUUCGUGGGCGGCUCAGGACCCAAGCCUCCGCCGGCCCUAUCAACAGCUGUGCUGGGCAUGCGGGAAGGAGGCAAGCGCUCCAUACUCGUGACUCCAGAGCUUGGGUAUGGAGAGAAGGGCGAGCAAGAGAUUCCGCCCAACACGCCAUUCGAACUCCAGGUCGAAGUGCUCGAGGUGAAGGCGUGA